UGAAGGAGACCAGGACCAACACUCCGUAGUUGGUGCUCCCAUAAUCAUAACCUGCUCGGACGACCCCUCGGACAAAGAGAUAGAACCCAUGGCCGGGAAGGGAAAACUUUACGGGAGUUGAUGGCCUCCCGAGGGAAAGGUCAAUCAUCAAAAGGUCAGUCAUCAAAAGGACCAACUCAGUCACAGGCCCAGACCCUUCCCCCUGUGGCCUCUCAGAUUCCCUCGGACCUAGGCUUUAAGGUUAAUCCGGACCUGAAGAAGAAAAGGCCGGUUGACACUCCUGAGGAGGGUGAGGUGGUUGCCCAGCCGACCAAGCAACAAAAGACCACCCGGGCGCCAAGGAGCAGAAGGGGUGACUCCGCAGAAAGCCGGGAUGAGGAGAACCGUGUUGAGGUGCGCGCCACCCCGCGCACAUGGAGCCCCAAGUUGGAGCUAGAUGGGGUUGCCAUUCCCUACAAUGCGUCAAUCCGAGAGUAUAACCGGGGCCGAGCAGGGUACGUAGCUGAUGCCUUGGAGCAACCCCUACUCCUUCCUCGGGAUAUGGAGGCUUACAGGCGGUUCUCUCAGCCCAAGAUUUUCCUAUCCCUCAAAAGGGAUCUCGCGAUGAUUACUCAGCAGGUAUUUGUGGCGGAGGAGUUUUGUCAUGAUAAUCGCAGUCGGGCUGAGGCUGAGACCCAGUCUCGGACGGAGAUGGAGAAAGCCUUGGGGUCCCUCAAGCACGAUCACCUUGAACUCACGGAGAAGUUCAAGGAGUCGGAGAAACGGCGCAAGAGUGCAGAGGCCAGUUUGAAAAGUGCUGAGACCCAGGUGGAGGAUCAGCGCAAAGAGCUGUACUCGACCCAGAUCAACCUUGCCACCGAGAAGCAGGCAGUGCUGGAUCUCAAGGUUGCCCUGCAAAAAAUCAAGGAUGAGCUGCGGCGGGUCAAAGAGGAGGCUCAGCUGAUCCGAGAGGCUGCAGAGGCUGAAAAGAGUGCUUCUCGCCAGCUCGAGGUCCAAGAAACGGAGGCCAGGCUAUCCGAGGAGAUCCCCGAGGUGUGCAGGGACUACUGCAGUAUCUCAUGGGCUCAUGCCCUUGAUGCUGCAGGAAUUCCUGCGAAUUCGGCGUUGAGACUGCCCGAGAACAUCUUCUAUCCUCAGGAGAUUCGAGAGAAUCCUGAUGGCGCCCAAGCGGUUUCGGAGCAGGAUCUGGCGGUGCCUGAUGCCGUCCCUGUGCCUGAUAAAGCGAAGGAUCCUACCACGGACCCUACCAUCGAGGCUCCUCCUCCUCAGCCAGAGCAGAAAGAAGAUCCUCCUGCUAAGGCUUAG
Quercus robur (English oak) is the source of this 1305-nucleotide messenger RNA. RefSeq lists its product as uncharacterized. Bases 121 to 1305 code for a protein of 394 amino acids. The transcript has 2 exons. The record is from RefSeq and is a predicted model, not a curated record. NCBI's taxonomy places the organism in Eukaryota, Viridiplantae, Streptophyta, Magnoliopsida, Fagales, Fagaceae.